ACAAAAAAAAUGAAAAUCAUUUUAUUUGACGUCUUAUUAAUGACUAUGGCUUACGUUUGUAAGUCGGCAUCGCUAGAGACUAGUAGUUCAUCACCAAAACAACAGAGUCAAGACUUCAAGAAGCAGGUCCUGCCACAGGUUACCAAUAUUUUAGAUGAAGUACACAAUGCUAUCCAAACGUUGAAGAAAAGCGGCAAAUCUGGUCUAAGACACGACCUGCUGAAGGCUAUUGAACUGUCAAAGAGUAUCAAUGAUAAACUGAUGGCAUUUAAUCCGGUCACCGAUAUCGGCAAAACUGUAUUCAAAUCAAUGUCAAUCAUAUUUGAGGAAACUGGCCAUUAUUUUAAGUCGGAGUUGAAAAAACUAUCACCGAAUGAUAAUUAUAACAACAACAACAACAACGAUGAUAAUAAAAAUCAUGUAAUCAAACAGAUUAGCAAUAGUAUAGAUGAUACCAGAAAAACCAUCGAUGACUAUCAAAAGACUGAUAAAAUAUCCGAUUUGAUUAACGGACUCAAGAAAACAGCUGAUUUUGAUAGAGAUAUUGUAAAACAAUUGCAAGACGUGGACCUAACCAGUGAUAUCGGCAAAAAAUUGUUGAAAGAUAUUGAAAAGUUGGCCACAAUUUGUAAGAUUAGCAUUGAAAAUGAAUUGAAGAAUAUUCCUCCGAAAUAAACAAACAAACAAAUAACUAACUGUCGACACUAUUAUACCCAGGGUUGCUAAAGGUUUUCGUUUUC
Molecule: messenger RNA, 740 nt
Organism: Oppia nitens
Lineage: Eukaryota; Metazoa; Arthropoda; Arachnida; Sarcoptiformes; Oppiidae
Product: probable autophagy-related protein 17
Exons: 2
Coding region: 10-675 (221 amino acids)
Source: RefSeq, a predicted model, not a curated record